Molecule: messenger RNA, 615 nt
Organism: Penicillium angulare
Lineage: Eukaryota; Fungi; Ascomycota; Eurotiomycetes; Eurotiales; Aspergillaceae
Exons: 3
Coding region: 1-615 (204 amino acids)
Source: RefSeq, a predicted model, not a curated record
AUGGAAGCAAUGGAAGCCCAACGCGCCAGAGAUCAAGGGAGAGCACUAGAGGCGAAAGAACAUACUCUCCAAAAAAGCCUUGAUUCAAACGAAAGGAAGACUGAAAGUAUAGAGAAUGUACUUUUCACGGCAGACGAUGGAAUCGUGGCCAAUGAAGAGCGAGAAUCACAAGACUCUAAAGGGAAGAGUAGAGCAGAUGACAACUCAAGUCUACCAGCUGCGUGGGAUGAAUACGAUCGUGAGGACGUUAACCUCGACUCCCUGGAUCUCGGCAUGGCACAUCAGGUGGACCGGGACUUCACCCUUACCCGGGAAUUAGGAUCGAGGAAUCCACGUUGGAAUAAUAAGAAGGCAGCCCCAUUGACAGACCCCAACGAACGACCCAAAGGCUGGACUACUGAUGAGCCCGAUUUGGAUCCUCGAGCUCUCCAAGAACGCUACCCAGACGUUUCAAAAGACGUUAGAGUUCGACUCAACGACCUCGAAAGCAUUGCAAAUGAUAUUGAGAAUCUAAAAGAUGAAGUUUUGGUGUUAGAUAGUGCCAACUUGGAUGGGACCCGAGGCUGGUUACCUAUUGGUCUCAAGGAAAGCAACUUUGUGAGCCGAGACGCUUAA